Molecule: messenger RNA, 1565 nt
Organism: Austrofundulus limnaeus
Lineage: Eukaryota; Metazoa; Chordata; Actinopteri; Cyprinodontiformes; Rivulidae
Gene: samd12
Product: sterile alpha motif domain containing 12
Exons: 5
Coding region: 490-1110 (206 amino acids)
Biological process (GO): cell surface receptor protein tyrosine kinase signaling pathway
Cellular component (GO): cytoplasmic side of plasma membrane
Molecular function (GO): protein binding
Source: RefSeq, a predicted model, not a curated record
CGGAGGUGACAGCUUUCGGUUUAUUUUUCUUACGGCUUCCUCCGGCGGUCAGACGCGGACUUGUCUGUCGGGUCUGCCGUGAUUGGGUGAUGUUGGCGGCAGAAACACACGGAGCGCUUUUAAUUUAACACACACCGCCGGCGUUCUCCGUCGUGGCUGGGCACAUAAACGCACCACAAAGCCCGUGAACGCCUCUGUUUUUGUUGUGGAGCUCUGCGAUUGGAGAAAGCUGGUUAACAGGUUUUUUUUUUUUUUUUUUGCAUAAUCACCUCUGGUUUACCUGGCACCGAGUGUUCUCAGGAGGAAGAAGAAGCUCUAAGUUAUUUAUUUAAAUUUUAUUUUGUGUGUUUAUAGAUGAUAGGCAGAGUUAUUGUGUUUUGAUGCAACAGACCCGUCAUCAAGGCAGCAGGUGGACAUGUGCUCAUCUUCCUCGUGAUUGUCAAUUUACAUUUUAAUUAAAGGCGCUCGUUCUGGGAMGUUAAAGUCGGGAUGCUCGGUCAGUCUCCUCACCUCAUCGGAGGCAUCUUAUGGACCCAGAAUCCAAUGAGAGCUGUUCACUGCAACCUGAGCCAGAAUGGCCUCGACCACCAGAUGUGUCCGGACGACAUGAUGUCUCAGCUGGAGCGGGAGGAGUCGGUGGACUCUGAGUCCGCUCAGCUGGACGACGACAGCCCGAGCUACCAGGAGCUGGCCCGGCCCGUGUACCACCGCCGCUCCCCGCCGCACCGCUCAGUCUCUGAGUCCGAGCUGACCCGGCCAGGGUACGUGAAGCUCUCCAAGCCGGUGGCUCUGUGGACCCAGCAGGAUGUGUGCAAAUGGCUGAAGAAGCACUGUCCCAGUCAGCACCAGAUCUACAGCGACUCUUUUAAACAGCAUGACAUCACAGGGCGGGCUCUCAUGAGACUGACGGACAGAAAGCUGGAACGGAUGGGCAUCAUGCAGGAAGCCCAGAGGCAGCACAUCCUGCAGCAGGUCCUGCAGCUUCGUGUCCGAGAGGAAGUCAGGACUCUGCAGCUCCUCACACAAGAUGGAGCUGUUGGAGGCGGGGUCCCGGCACUUCAGGAGGACGUUUCAAAUCAGAAUCAGUUUGUUGCUUCGUCAGAAGAUUAGCAAACCGCUGGCAGGAAGGUCUCUUCGCAUUUCCACAUGAUUGAUCUUCAGUCACCCUCACGUCUUUUUUAUGGCAGCGAUGAAUUACAAGAUGUUCUUCCUCGCAUUCAUCAGAACAAGAAUGAAACUCGUCUCCAACAUCUUUUCUCAUUUUGUUUACGUUUCAUGAUUUGUCUCAUUCUGGCCACCGCCCUGACCUGAGUCACUGUGCUUCAGGGUGAUUUCCUGGUGUGAAUCUGGCUUUUGGUUAUGGUCCAGGGUGACCCCGGUGUGGCCUGGCCCUGAUCCAGCAGCUGUCUGCCAGCUGCUGCAGCAGCUAAUGAGGGAUGCUGAACGUUUCCCCCUGCUGGCUGACUGCUUGAUUUAUUGUUCCGCUGCAGUUCAUACCUGCAGCCGUGUUCCUGUGUAUUAACCAACACCACAUAAUAAAGUUUCCUCUGCAGCUGAUGUAUCGA